CGAGCCGCAGCGUGCAGCAGCACUAGCCGCUGGGCGCGCAGGAGAAGCCGCAAAAAACCAAACCAGCUCUCAGCCGCUACCGGAACCCGAGGAGAGCAGAGGACCGGACCCUCAGAGGCACGAGGCCAGAGAUCCAAAAUGGGAGGCAAGCUCAGCAAAAAGAAGAAGGGAUACAACGUAAACGAUGACAAGGCCAAAGACAAGGAUGCCAAAGCAGAGGGGGCCUCUGCUGAGGAGAGCGAAGCACCGAAAGACAACAAAGACGAGGCCCCGGCUGCCACCGACGCUAAGGAGGUAGCGAACGACACGGCGGCCAAGGAGGCGCCGGCGGCAGACGCUGCAGCGCCCAAGGAGGAGGAAAAGAACGCCACUCCCGCCGCCAAGGAGCCCGAGAAACCUGCCGCCAACGCCGAGCCGAAAACAGAGGCGCCCAAAACCGCAGAGCCCGCCAAGGCUGAGGAGAAACCAGCGGCCCCGGCCAAAGAAUCGGCCCCCGCCGCCAAGGAGCCCGAGGCGAAGGCAGCGGCGCCUGCCCCGGCGGCUGAGAGCAAAGAUGAGGCCGACGCCAAAAAGACUGAGGCCCCCGCGGCACCAGCAUCCAAAGCCGAGGUGGCCGCCUCCGCUGACCCCAAGCCCACAGAGGCGGCGGCAGCGGCUCCUGCACCAGUAAAGGAGGCCGCCGCCGCAGCCCCUAGUUCAACACCAGCCGCCGAGCCUCCCGCCAAGGAGGCCAACGCCACAGAGGCACCAAGCAAGGAUCAAACCGUAGCAGUUCAAGAUUAAUGGACAGCUUCUUUUCGGAAAUGAAAAAAAAAAAGUACCUAACUCAACAACGAUGAAGAUUAAAAAAAAAAAAAAAAAAAAAAAAAAAAGAAAUUAACUAGCCCACCCAUAUUAUGAUAAUAACAAUAAUAAUAAUAAUUGUAAUGAUAAUGAAUUGUUGAUUGAGGAGGACUGGAGCAACCACCUGGAGAAGUUUCCCACACCUGCAGAUGAUUAUUGCUAUUAUUAUUGUUAUGUUUUACUCUAUUUUUUUCUGCUGUAGUAUUUGAACUUUGAUACGAGUCUGUGUUGACCAUAUAUCUCCUCGCCUCGCCAUUCCACAUCCAUCAUCUCUCUCCUUCAUACGUCAAGAUGUUUGACCUAACUCCCAUCUCAGCUCUCAGUAGGCCUGUGUUAAACAUUCACCUGCAGCUCUGUGGAUUUCAGAAUAUCCACAUUUGGGGGAAAUGGGAAGGAGGGAAGGCGGGGGUUUGAGAAAUCACUUUACCAGCUGGACUUCCAUUAUAUCCGUCCACUCUUCAUGCUCUCGGCUUUGGCCUGGGGCCUCCAGUUUUUCUUUGCCCUGGAAUUGUGGUUCCUUUCUAACCCAUCCUCCCCCUGGCUUUUUGGUACCGUUGGGUUGUGUUGCUACAUAUUUUCCUCUUGGCGGUUACACGCCACUUUCUCUAUACGGCAAUAAAUUGACCCUUUAAAAGGGAGUUUAAAUCUUAUGUGAGGACUGAGAAUGCUCUGGCUUCCUAAGACAUUUCGGAGGUUGAACAAAGCAGACUUUGCAGAGCAAAACACAUUCUUAGACGUAUAAAAACAGUCGUAGGAAUUUUUUCAGAUAAACUUCUAGAUUUUGUACUGAAACCCUUAGCUAUAUUGUAAGUGAACUAAGAGGUUUUUUAACAUUUGUAAAACACUUGUAAAAUCUGCAAAGCCUCGCUGUAAAGAUCCCCCUCAGUGUUCUUAGAAAGUCUGAUAGAAAUCUCUGAUCCUCCAAACAAAUCUGAUGACAAAUUUGUUUCAGAAGACAUAUCUACUGCUGACCUUGGUGAGAUAGGCUUAACGAGCUCGUCCUUCAGUUGGAUCUUGCUUAGAACUCUUAAGUUGAUGACGUUAAUUGCAUCAUCAGGAGACGUCUGGAGUUAAAGCUCUUUUCUGUGAUUGUCUUCUGUUUCUGGAUGGCAAAGGGAUUCAAAUCCUUCACUUACCUAAGUAAAAGUAGACAUACUUAGAUAUACAGUAUAUAUAUAUAUAUAUAUAUAUAUAUAUAUAUAUACAGUAAGUAAAAGUCCUACAUUCUACUUAAGUCAAGGAUUAGCAGAAAAAUAUACUUAAGAAGCAAAAGUAUAGGGUUAAAGUAUGUUGAUAUAGUGGACAGUGAUAGAAAGUGGUGAUUACCACUUGUUGCCGUUGCCCCCCCCCCCCCCCCC
This is a messenger RNA of Anoplopoma fimbria (sablefish), 2201 nucleotides long. It is a transcript of the gene basp1, whose product is annotated as brain abundant, membrane attached signal protein 1. Bases 139 to 783 code for a protein of 214 amino acids. The record is from RefSeq and is a predicted model, not a curated record. The transcript has 2 exons. Lineage: Eukaryota; Metazoa; Chordata; Actinopteri; Perciformes; Anoplopomatidae.